Molecule: messenger RNA, 1374 nt
Organism: Gossypium raimondii (Peruvian cotton)
Lineage: Eukaryota; Viridiplantae; Streptophyta; Magnoliopsida; Malvales; Malvaceae
Product: probable ADP-ribosylation factor GTPase-activating protein AGD13
Exons: 9
Coding region: 268-1245 (325 amino acids)
Molecular function (GO): phospholipid binding; GTPase activator activity
Source: RefSeq, a predicted model, not a curated record
CUUUCUUCAUUGAAUAUAGAAAAGAAUAAUUCUUAUAUUUAUUAAACAUAUAAACUUUGAUUCCUUCCAUAGUUGUCAUCACCUUUUGGCUUAGAAAAGUAAAAACUUAUCGUUGUACGUGGUUCGUGUUGUUGUCUGAUCUGCGGGCUAAGCAAUUUAUAUGUUUGUGCCGUUUCGCUGCGACUUUGUCAAUUUUGCUUGUCGAGCCGACUUUUCUGAUAUUUUUCAAGCCUGCUUGUUGGAUGAUUGUGGGUUGGUUACAGAGCAAUGAGUCGAGUUCAGAGGAUUACCUCAGCUAAUGGAAGAUUGAAGAACUUAAUGAAUCAAACUGAUAACUGCAUUUGUGCUGACUGUGGUGCUCCGGAUCCAAAGUGGGCAUCAGCAAAUAUUGGCGUCUUCAUAUGCUUGAAAUGCUGUAGUGUGCACAGAAGUCUUGGUGCUCGCAUCUCCAAGGUUUUAUCUGUGCAAUUGGAUGACUGGUCUGAUGAAGACAUUGAUGCCAUGAUUGAAGUUGGAGGAAAUUCCUCUGCUAAUGCAAUCUAUGAGGCCUAUAUACCUGAAGGUUAUUCAAAGCCUGGCCCAGAUAGUACUCAUGAUGAGCGGAGCAGAUUUAUCAGAUCCAAGUAUGAACUUCAAGAAUUUUUGAAAUCUAGCUUGCGGAUCACAUCAAGAAAGAGUUCUGCUUCUAUUCAAUCAAGCUUUUCUACUAAGAUUUUGGAUAGUUUCCGGAUAAAGUCAUCAAAGGAACCGGAAACCGUGGUAGAAUAUAUUGGGUUACUGAAGGUCAAAGUGGUAAAAGGCAUAAAUUUAGCCAUCCGGGAUAUGCUGACAAGUGAUCCUUAUGUUGUCUUGACGCUUGGGAAGCAGACUAUUCAGACGGCUGUAAUAAAUAGCAACCUUAAUCCAGUUUGGAAUGAGGAACUCAUGCUGUCCGUUCCUCAAAAUUUUGGGCCCGUGAAGUUGCAAGUUUACGAUUAUGACACAUUCUCGGCAGACGACAUCAUGGGAGAAGCAGAGAUCGAUAUACAGCCAUUGAUAACAUCUGCAAUGGUAUAUGGGGACCCGGAAAUGUUCUCAAAUAUGCAGAUAGGGAAAUGGCUAAAGUCCCAGGAUAAUGCGCUUAUAGAGGACAGCAUCGUGAACAUCAUUGAUGGAAAGGUGAAACAGCAAGUGUCACUCAAGCUCCAAAAUGUUGAAUGUGGAGAAAUUUAUCUACAACUAGAAUGGCUGCCUCUUGACCAAUAACUAUAUUUCUCCAUCAAAUACAUUCUUUAGUAUUGUUUGUUUUGUUGGAGUUGAAGGAAAUGAACCUUGACUUAUUUAUUUGUAUUUAUUCAUUUUAUUCUUUAUGAAUUACUUCUAGCUCGUUGUUUA